Orbicella faveolata is the source of this 2120-nucleotide messenger RNA. RefSeq names its product betaine--homocysteine S-methyltransferase 1-like. NCBI's taxonomy places the organism in Eukaryota, Metazoa, Cnidaria, Anthozoa, Scleractinia, Merulinidae. The record is from RefSeq and is a predicted model, not a curated record. Gene Ontology annotation, molecular function: zinc ion binding; betaine-homocysteine S-methyltransferase activity.
GAAGGAAGAGCAGACUAUUUUUGCCUUGCGAAUUCCAGAUGGAAUUGCGUGACAUAAAGGGCUUUUUUUAUAUGCAACUGUUGUUUACAAUUUUUUCCUUUCUCUGCAGAAUCAAGUAAAACCAGUCAAACCUAGUUUAGGGACUGGACCUAUUCAUCGAGACUACAAAAAAAAAACCGGUUUAAGUCUUUGAAACAAUCCAAACAACCAUAUCAACUCGCCCCAAACGAAAGCGUUAUUUAGUUAUCUGCGUAUCGUGCAGUUAUAGUCUUAAGUUGAAGAUUUUCACAAUGCCAAAGCGAGGAAUAUUGGAACGCCUAGACGCUGGCGAGGUUGUGGUUGGAGAUGGUGGGUUUUUGUUCUGCAUGGAAAAGCGAGGCUACGUGAAAGCCGGAGUGUGGACCCCUGAAGUGACAGUGGAACAUCCUGAGGCUGUACGACAACUGCAUCGUGAGUUUCUUCGCGCAGGCGCUGAUGUUAUGCAGACUUUCACAUUCUACGCCAGCGAUGACAAGCUUCAAAAUCGUGGUAAUACAGCUUCCGAGAAAAUUGGAUGCGAGCUCAUCAACCAGGCUGCGUGUGAUCUCGCGCGCGAGGUAGCUAACGAGGGUGACGCCCUCGUAGCAGGAAACUUUUGUCAAACGCCCUCCUACAUGUCAGGACUUGGAAAAGAGUUUGUUCAGAAGGAAUUCAAGAAACAGGUCGACGUGUUUGUGAAGAAUGACGUGGAUUUCUUACUUGGAGAGCUGUUUAUGUACGUGGAGGAGGCAGAAUGGGCGAUUGAAGUAAUGAAAGCCACAGGCCUGACAGUUGCCAUGUGCCUUAACAUCUGUUCAGCUGGUGAUUUUGAAGGCGUGUCUGUUGAGGAAUGUGCUGUUAGAAUUGCUAAAGCAGGCGCUGACAUCAUAGGCGUCAACUGUUUUUAUGACCCGGAUGUGUGUUUGAAAACUAUGAAGGCCAUGAAAGAGGCGCUGGAAAAGGCUGGAUUGAAACGUCAUUUGAUCGUUCAGCCCGUGGGAUACCGAACUCCGGAAUGCCUGGAUCAUAACAACCCCGCCAGUAAAAUUGGAAUGACGGGACUGGAAGAGUUUCCUUUUGCUUUAGAAAGCCGUUUGCUCAAUCGGUUUGACGUACAAAGGUAUGCUCGAGAAGCUUACGACAUGGGCAUUCGAUACAUUGGUGCAUGCUGUGGAAUGGAGCCUUACCACGUCCGAGCCAUCGCUGAAGAGCUUGCGAAAGAGCGAGGUAAAUUGCCUCCUGCCAGCGAGAAGCACAGCUUGUGGGGAGAUGCCCUCCGGCAGCAUACUUACCCGUGGGUUAGGGCAAGGGCUCGUCGAUCGCAUUGGGAAAACCUUCAGCCCACAAGUGGUCGUCCCUUCAGCGGUGCCAUGCGUGAAUUAGUUUCUCAGUGGGGAGACCUCACUCUGAAUAACAAGGCCAUGGUCCAGAAGAAGACUUUGACCACGGAUGAAGAAGUGCAGGAGCUGGCUGCGAAACGCGCGGAAACUAAAUAGAACUGCAAUGGCCUAUUUACAAAGGGCCUGGUCGAAUCUCAGUUAUUGUUUAAAAUUUUAGUGAAUUUUUUCCUCGGGGAUGCUCGUCGUCUCCCUUAGGAGUAUAAAUCAAGGAUUCUGGUCUCACUUAAGGUGUUCAAGACGAAACGCCAUCAUCUUUAGCUGUCAAAGUAUCUUUUAGAGUUGCACUGGAAGAAAUAAUACUGAGCCGCUGUCAAGUCCUUCGUAAAGUGGUAUCUUUUAGGGGUCAAAUAAAGCUCGAACCACGCCCCAGAUUGGUCUCCUUUAGGGAUUUAAUUCAAAUCUUCCGACGAGCACCCCCGACCUUUUCACAUGGGACCCCCCUCUCCGAGAUUUUUCUCAACUAUCAGUAAACUUGGCAAAUCUCGUGUCUCGGUCAAUUGACACUAUAUUUUUGAAAGGGUAUAAAAAGGCAUAAUUUGUGGGGAUUAUGUAGUCUAGUGUUAAACUACGAUAGCUUUUGUUGAAGUUGUCAUUCUUUAGGAUACUUUCCAGAUUCUGUGUAAAACAAUCUUGGGCAUAAAUUUUGUCAAAAAGUCCAUUUAAAUUUGUACAAUAAAAAACAAACAAACAAACCAACCAAAA